AUGUGGAUGUUAGAUGGUUGGGUGUGUGCUUUUCUUUUGGUGCUUUCAUGGUCUGUGGAGGUAACUGAUGCAAGUGGAGGCGAUGCUGAUCCCCGCUAUAGGGGUUGUGUAACACAAUGUCAGCAAACUGGAUGUGUUGGGGAAAUAUGCUUUUCAAACUGUAAAUUUUCUUCGGAUGGAGAAUUUAUUGAUCGCCCAUGGUACAUGCAGCAAGGACCACUCUAUUUACAAUGGAAAAAAUGGGAUUGUCAAUGUGACUGUCGGUACUACUGCAUGGUUGAUAGAGAGAAAGAAAGGGAGUCACAUAACCUUGGCCCUGUCAAAUAUCAUGGCAAAUGGCCAUUCAGGCGUUUAUAUGGGAUGCAGGAGCCUGCUUCUGUGGCUUUUUCUGCUCUCAAUCUUGCAAUGCAUUUUCAUGGUUGGGUCUCCUUUUUCAUUCUUAUAUACUAUAAAUUGCCUCUGAAAGAUGGAAAGAAGGCAUAUUAUGAGUAUGCUGGUUUGUGGCAUGCUUAUGGGCUCUUAUCACUGAACUCCUGGUUCUGGAGUGCAGUUUUCCACAGUCGAGACGUUGAUCUAACAGAGAAACUAGACUACUCAUCUGCAGUGGUUCUCCUUGGAUACUCCCUCAUUUUAGCCAUCUUACGAACCUUCAGUGUUAGGGAUGAGGCUACCAGAGUUAUGGUUGCUGCUCCAUUGAUUGCUUUUGUGACAACCCACGUAAUGUACAUCAACUUCUAUUUACUAGAUUACGGAUGGAAUAUGAUAGUUUGCAUAGUGAUGGCGGUGGCACAACUUUCCAUGUGGGCAGUUUGGGCUGGUUCUAGUAAGCAUCCUUCGCGUUGGAAGCUAUGGUUUGUUGUUUUUGCUGGUAGCCUUGCAAUGCUCCUAGAAAUCUAUGAUUUCCCUCCAUAUGUUGGACUUUUUGAUGCACAUGCUAUUUGGCAUGCCACCACUAUUCCUCUAACCUACAUUUGGUGGAGUUUCAUCAGAGAUGAUGCUGUGUUUCGAACCUCAAAUCUUGUCAAGAAGGCCACGUAA
Molecule: messenger RNA, 1038 nt
Organism: Sphenostylis stenocarpa
Lineage: Eukaryota; Viridiplantae; Streptophyta; Magnoliopsida; Fabales; Fabaceae
Source: the annotation of a GenBank genome assembly